Westerdykella ornata is the source of this 1130-nucleotide messenger RNA. Its product is annotated as glutathione S-transferase. Gene Ontology annotation, molecular function: glutathione transferase activity. NCBI's taxonomy places the organism in Eukaryota, Fungi, Ascomycota, Dothideomycetes, Pleosporales, Sporormiaceae. The coding region runs from base 68 to 883 and encodes 271 amino acids. Gene Ontology annotation, cellular component: cytoplasm. The record is from RefSeq and is a predicted model, not a curated record. The transcript is spliced from 2 exons.
UGCUACUCCUCGCUUUCUGUUCCGUGAUAGACACUCCCGUCACUCCAGCUACAGCGUAACAGAAGCAAUGAGCAACAACCACCCGGACGCAAACAUUCACCCUGAAGCCACUGGCCCAGCCAAAGCCACAGCCAAGGCCCAUUUCGCCCCCUGCGACCUCCAAUUCUACAGCGGCUGGUUCUGUCCCUUUGCCCAACGCGUGUGGAUCGCCCUCGAGGAAAAAGGCAUCCAAUACCAAUACAUUGAAGUAAACCCCUACCACAAACCCAAAUCCCUCCUCGACCUCAACCCCCGGGGUCUCGUACCCACGCUGAAAUGGAAGGACAAGCCGGUGUACGAGAGCAGUGUGCUCAUCCAGUUUCUCGAAGAGGCUUAUCCACACCACAGUCCGAAGCUGAUGCCCGAGGAUCCGUAUCUGAGGUGGAAGGUGAGGGUUUGGACGGACUUCAUUACCACGAGGAUUGUGCCGGGCUUUGUGCGAUUCCUGGGUGCGCAGGAUGAGAAGCUGCUAGAGGAGCAGAGGGAAGAGUUUCUGGGGCAUUUGAAGGAGAUUGCUAAAGCCAUGGAUCCGGAGGGUCCGUUUUUCCUGGGAAGGGAUUUUGGAGCUGUGGAUGUUAUGUUGGCACCCUGGGCGAUGCGGUUCUGGGCCUUUGAUCAUUUCAAGAAGGGGGGUUUGGGAGUCCCGGACAAGGGAAAGGGAGGCGAGGAUGAAGAGGUUUGGGAGAGGUGGAGGAAGUGGGUGGAGGCUGUGAAGGAGAGGAGGAGUGUCAAGGAGACGAUGAGUGAGAGGGAGCAUUACUUGCCCGUCUAUCAGCGGUAUGCGGAUGAUAAGGCGCAGAGUCAGCUGGCGAAGGCGUUGAGGGCGGGGAAGGCCGUGCCAUAGAUAUCUCAGUGAGGGCAGUCUCGUCCAAUGUAUUCUCCCAAGGGUUAUACGCUAUCUUGAUUCGAUAUCAAGCAGUCUGUGCCGUUCACUCCAUCACACACGUAUGCCGACGGUCACAGCGGGGGAAAGUAGGUGUUCAGCUAGUCUAGCGGAUGGCAGGGCUUUGGUCGAAGUGGGAACCUACUAGCCGACGAGGAUGUUGUAGGAUCAAAUGCUUCCAGAUACAUCUGAUAUGUAGAUAAUAUAG